UUAAACAAACACAGUGGCGAAGAUGGCGGAGAGUUCACAGUGGAAAUAAAGAAACUGGUGUGCGGGAAGGAUUACAAUUAUAGUAGAUACACGAUUUAAAGGACAAUGCAGUAAAUCAAUAAGAAUAAUACAGAGUACUAAUACGCAUAAGCAUAUUUUGAGCCUGGAUCAGACGAUCUCUGAAGUAACACCAACUGACUUUUAUAGAUAUAACUUGUUUUUAAAACCACUAUAUUGUGAAUUUGCCUUUCACCCUGGACAAUAGCUCCUCUACAUAAGAGUCGAAUACUAAGUUAGUUGCUGAUAUGUGCACAAAAUGAGUGGUUUGGGAGAGAACUCCUUGGACCCCUUGAAUUCCAGUCGCAAACGCAAGCUGUCCUCCUGUGAAACACAGAGUUUAAGCUGUGAGAAGCGUCGGCGAGAACAGGAAAGCAAGUAUAUUGAGGAGUUGGCCGAAUUAAUCUCAGCCAAUCUCAGUGAUAUUGAUAAUUUCAAUGUUAAACCUGACAAGUGUGCAAUUUUGAAAGAGACAGUUCGGCAAAUUCGACAAAUAAAAGAGCAAGGCAAGACUGCAUCAAAUGAUGAUGAUGUACAGAAAGCUGAUGUGUCAUCGACUGGUCAGGGAGUCAUUGACAAGGACUCCUUGGGUCCUUUACUCCUACAGGCAUUAGAUGGAUUUCUUUUUGUAGUGAACUGUGAUGGGACAAUUGUCUUUGUGUCAGACAAUGUGACUCAUUAUUUGCAGUACAAACAGGAAGAGCUCAUCAAUACUAGUGUGUACAACAUUCUUCACAUAGAUGACAGAGAGGAAUUCCAUAAAAAUCUCCCAAAGUCAUGUGUAAACGGAUUGUCUUGGGGCAACGAAACUCCCAGGCAGAAGAGUCAUACUUUCAAUUGCCGAAUACUUGUGAAAUUGGGUCAUAAUUCUUCUGAUGAUGGAAAUGGCAACCCUCGAUAUGAAACAAUGCAGUGUUUUGCCUUGUCACAACCAAAAGGCAUGAUGGAGGAAGGCGAAGAUCUGCAGUCCUGCAUGAUAUGUGUGGCCAGAAGAGUUACAUCUGUGGAGAGGACUGAAAGUUUCAUUACACGCCAUGACAUGUCGGGAAAACUCAUUCAAAUAGAUACCAACUCUCUGCGUGCCUCAAUGAAACCUGGCUGUGAGGACUUACUUAGAAGAUGUAUCCAGAUGUUCAUCCAUCACAGUGAGGGCCAGCCUUGGUCUCACAAACGACAUUACCAUGACGCUUUUCAUCAUGGUCAUGCAGAGACACCACUGUAUCGAUUCUCUUUGUCAGAUGGGACACUAGUGACAGCACAAACCAAAAGCAAGUUGUAUCGGAGCCACAUGAAUAAUGAACAUCAGUGUUUUAUAUCUACACAUUUUCUUCAAAGGGAGCAGAAUGUAUAUCGACCUAAUCAGAGUCCUAUGAUGCCUAAUAUAAGGCCACAGUCAAUGGGAAAUGCUAACCCUGUGGGAUCAAUGAAUAUGUCCAAUUCUGCUCAAAGUAUGAACAUAGGAAGAGGUUAUGGUAUGAAUGAACCCUGUUCAAUGAGCUCCAGAUACGGUGUGGCCGGUGGAAUGAUGUCGGUGAGUCAGAUGAAUCACCCAGUUCCCAGCAUGCAGCAACAGGCAUCACCCUAUCAAGCAACAAGCUAUGGUUUGGGGAUGAGUAGUCCUACUCAUGGUAGCCCAGGAAUGUGCACAUCCCAACAGAAUUUGAUAGCCUCGCCCAGAAAUCGUGGAAGCCCAAAAAUGGGAGGACAGUUCUCUCCAGUAGGCAUGCACUCUCCAAUGGGUUCUGGUGGUAGCAGUUGUCCUACUGGAGGCAGCAAUUUCUCCAGUAGUUCCCUUAAUGCUUUACAAGCUAUUAGUGAAGGUGUUGGAAAUCCUUUACCAUCAGCUCUUUCUUCACCAAGUCAGAAGCCAGAGAGCUCUACUGGUAUCAACCCAAUACAGCAGGCAUGCAAGCCAGGUCACAUGGAUUCCAAAAGCCCUGCAGUGAUUUAUGGUAGUGGUGGAGAUCCAUCUCAUCAUCACCUUCCACCUCAGACUCAGUCCCACCAUCAUCCUCAUUCUCACCAUGGUCUUCCUCCAGAGGCCAAUACUGAUCGCCCAGAUAGCCAGGCUGCUCACCACUGCAGCAAAGAUAUUGGUGAUGUAGGAAGUGGCACCACUGCAGAAUCACAGCGGAGAAUGCCAGAUAGUAAAGGACACAAGAAAUUGCUUCAGUUGCUAACAUCACCCUCGGAUGAAAUGAACAUUGCCACUGGUGGGGGAAUGUCUGCUGGCAGUACGACUCCAAAUGCUCUUGAUUCAAUUCCCAAGGACACUAUAACUUGUGUAACCAGCCCAUCAACGGGGGUCUCUUCUUCUUCAUCUGUUCAGCCACAAGGAUGUGUUACUUCAACUUCUCAUGGCUCUCAUCAUUCAGCCUCCCUACAAGAGAAGCACAAAAUCCUCCAUAAACUUCUUCAGAAUGGUAACUCUCCUGAUGAAGUGGCUAAAAUCACACUUGAAGCAACAGGCAAAGAUGUGGUAGGUCAGGAUGGUGGACCUGAACUUGGAGCACCUACUAGUGGGGUCGACAUUAAACAAGAGCAGCAGAGUCCUAAGAAGGAGAAGAACCAUGCAUUACUGCGUUACUUGCUGGACAAAGAUGACUCAAAGGAUACUAAGCCUAAGCUUGAAGAUCUAGAUGGGAAGACCCCACAGGGGCCAUGUAGCAGUUCUGGCAUAUUGUCUUCAACUCCUGAAAAUAAUGAGCACAAGAUUAAAACGGAGCCCUCUGAAGAGCUGAGUCCAGACAUGAACACAUUGGAAACUAUCCUUGGCGGUUUCAGCGGUUCUGGCUUAUUCCCAGAAGCAGUGAGUAGUGUCAGUAGUGGCAUUGAUGGGAUGAAUAAACCUGUGCCCUGCUCUGAUGAUGGGGAUGCAGGAUUGCGUAGCCCUGGCUCAGUCCCUGGUUUGCGAGCACCCUUUCAGAGAGCUGUGUCUUUGGAUGGAAAACAGAUGAUGGGAGCAGAUUCUCCAGGGAAGUUUAGUGCACCGUGCUCCAUGAUGGUGAAACAGGAAACUAUAGAAAGUACACGCAUGAUGGGGAACCAGGAGAGCUUAUCUUGUACCAUGGGAAUGGCAAGUAGAGUAAUUGGUGCUUCACAACAGUCUCCAAUGGGAAACUCUACCGAAUGGGGCAUAUCUCGAUCAAACACAAGCCCAGUGGGUUCUGUUGGACCAACAUCCAUGAUUCGUUCAGGGAUGGACUUUGGUUCCACUAUGCCAAAGGGUGUGAUAGGCAGUGCUGUACUUAACAGGUCUAAUAGCUUGCCAGGAGGCAGGUCAAUGCUUCAGCAGCAGUUAAUGGACAUGGCAGCCAGUGAAAUGAACAUGGGACCAAGUCCUUACAGCCAGCAAGGCCCAGCUAGCCAAUCUCCAUCUUGGCCUGAGAAUAUGAUUCCAAUAGAAGUGGGCCCCCAAAAUGUGCAAAAUCGUCGACAUUUUUCAAGCCCACUGGAUGAUCUUCUAGUAACACCUGCAACUGCUGAAGGUUCAAGUGAUGAGCGUGCUCUUUUGGAUCAGUUAGACUCUCUGCUUAAUGCUGAUGUUGUGGCCCUGGAGGAAAUUGAUCGAGCUUUAGGCAUCCCUGAUCUGGUGAGCCAGGGUCAAGGAGUGGAUCAUCCAACAGAACCAUUCCCUGGACAGGAUCCUGCAAUGAUCAUGGAUCAGAAGCCGCCAAUGUAUAGCCAAGGUUUUGCUGGUCCUCCUAGUAUGGCCAUACAAGCUUCAUACAGCGGCGGAAUGCAAGGUCAGCCAGCAGGGUUCAACUCGAUGAUGAACCAGAUGGGUCAGCAAGGGAACUUUCCCAUGUCUGGCAUCCAUCCUCGACCUGGUAUGAUGAGACCAAGGAUGAUGAAUGCCCCAAAGCAGCUACGUCUCCAAUUACAGCAAAGGCUUCAGGGCCAACAGUUCAUGAACCAAAGCCGUCAAAGUCUAGCAAUGAAGAUGGAAAACCCUGCUGUAGGAAACCCCGUGCUUCGACCAGGAAUGCAGCCUUCAAUGGCUGGACAGCAGGGAUUCUUGAAUGCACAAAUGAUGGCACAGAGAAACAGAGAGAUGCUGAACCACCAGCUACGACGUCAGCGGAUGAUGAUGAUCAUGCAGCAGCAACAGCAAGUGGCUGGUGGUUUUAGUCCACCUCCCAAUGUUACUGCUCCAACCAAUAUGGACACCCCUAUGCCAGGCCCUCCAAUAGGGCAGCCACCCCCAGGACAAUUCUCAUACCCUGCCAAUUAUGGUAUGAAUCAGCAAGGAGAACCUUCAUUUGUCCAAGGUAGCACAAGUCCUCCAAACCCAAUGAUAUCUGCGCGCUUAGGAGCUCCUCAGAACCCCAUAAUGGCACAACAUCCUCAGAAUGCACCCAUGUACCAGACAGCAGAAAUGAAAGGUUGGCCUCAGGGUUCAAUGGGCAGAAACAGUUCAUACCCACAACCUCAGUUUGCACAGCAGGGAGGUGCUAGCAACUACAAUAACAUGGUCUUGAAUGGUUCUAUGCCUGUGAACGGGACUGGUGGACAUAUGGGACAAAUGCCAGCACAGAUGAACAUGAGCUCCAUAUCAAUGGGAGGCAUGCCUAUGGCCCCUGAGCAGAAGUUCUGCUGACAUCAUGUGUUGGAAACGGAAAUGUGAUUCACCUUGAAUGUUCGAGAAAUAUGUUGAGUUUUCGGCAGCUCAUAAUGCCCAUUGCAGUGGCACUCGGGAUACUGCCUGAGCACCUCAUAAUGAUGUCCAGUUGGGACAUGUGAGCCACAGUGUCGGUGAGGGGAAUACUUUGGAUUUCCAGAGGUGCUAAUGAACUUGGUUUGAUUGAAUCGUUUGCUGGACAACAUAUGGAAUUUAAGGACCCUCUGGCUUGUGGGUAUAUUGGUUUAAUAUGAAUGUGCGUUGUCAGGCAACUCCAAUAAGAAAUAAUUUCCUUUUGAAGAGUUCUCUGAUGUGUUAGUAUUUCAGAGAUUGAUUAUUCUUCAAAAUACUUCAGAAAAUGCAAGCCAGAAUUAUUUGGAAUGACAUUAGUUGUAUGUGGUAAUGAGUAAGUAGAUCUAGAUUCAUACAGUACCUUGCUUUUCUGGGGAAACACUGCUUUGUGACCUUGAGUUUUAGGGUACUUGGGAUAGGCAAAAAAUGCAAUGUGGGUGUCAUGUAUUGCACUUUAAAAAGAGAAAGAGGCUAUCACCAAGAUAUUUCUGCAAUAUUAUUUCGUCAUUUUAGCCUUAUUUAAAGAAUGUUCCCUGGGCCAAUGGAAAAGCGGCUCUUUGCAAAAUAAAAAAAAAGAAAAAGGCCCAUAGGAAGUCAAAGGUAUUGAAAACAACAGCAGCAGCGCUUGAGCAUUGUUGGUCGAUUUCUAGCAAUAAGUUGUAUAUGGUUUCUCUUUGUGGGGCUGUACGCGAGUCGGAUAUGAACAAGGAACACCACAGCCCAAGGCAAUGUCUGCCCCUUCUUCUUGGCGUUAGAGUGCAGUCUCUGGGGCAUAACCAGCUCCCAGCAAAGGUACCACAGUAUUAUUGUAGAGCUUUUCUUCUUUUCGUUUUCUUUUUUUUUCUUUUUAACUAUUUUGUGAAUAUCUGUUGUAAAUACACUCAAAAUGUAUUAUAUCUGCUUUUCUAGGUCACAUUCAACAUGUUUUGCACAGACUGUAAGGCUUGCUCUGCUUUUUUAUUAUCAAAUGCUGCUGCUUUAUCUGUUUUUUUUAUAUUCAUGUCUUGUAUUUUUAAUUUUUUUAAAACAAAGAUUCAAAGACAAACAUCAAUUUAAGCACUUUUAAUUCCCUGGUGUAAAGUAAAAUUCAUCUAUUUAUUUUCCUUUUAAGUAUAGUUGGGAGUAGGUAGGAUCUGAAGGAACACCUCUUUGUGGCAGAAAUACAUACAUAUAUACACACAAAUAUUUAUAUAUAUAUAUAUAUAUAUAUAUAUAAAUAUAUAUAUAUAAAUAUAUAUAAAUAAUAGUAAAUUACUCAGAUUUUGCUUUUAAUGAAAAUUUUAAAAGCAGCCACGUUUAUUGGAUCUUCAGAGCUUUCUUGCAUCUUUUCCACGAUUGCUUCUGUGUUUUCCGUUUAAUGUUGAACACAGCAAUUUUUGUAAACCAUUUCCAUGAAAAGCAAUAUUUUAGUGUUGUUUGCUGUAAAAUGACAACACACCUUUACGUCACUUUGGAUUUUUUUAUUAUAUAGUAGCUUUUUUCUAUUAGUUUUUUUUUUCUCCCUAAACUCCAAGUGUAUGAUUCACUAUUUUAUUAUAUACUGACAUUUUCUAAUUUUGUAAGCAUAAUUGUCAUCUGCUGUAACAGUAAAUUCUCCCAGCCUUGUUAAAGUUUUUAAAAAAAUAAAAUGCUUCCUCUCAUAAUACUGGUAAUGUGGAGUUCCCUUCCAGUCUGUGUUGAUGGACAAAUAAUGACCACACACUGGAAGUAGUCUUCCUAUUUGUAUUUUUCCCCUUUGACGCCACUUAAAAUCUAAUGGCAAUGGUAAAGGGUUGACUUGUUUAAAGGCUUCCUGUGGCAUUUACUGGCCACUGUGUGAAGCAUCAAGGGAGCACUGGUAAAUACAACAGAAUUUGUUUUUAAUUUUGUAGUGCAUUCUUUAAUUUAGAUGCUUGGGUACUUGCAUAUGUGUAAAGAGGAAUGUUGUCUUGUCUUUUUUUUUUUUUUUUUUUUUUUGUAAAUUAUGUUCUUUUUUUGUGACUUAAAUAAUGUUGUUUUACUGUACCUGCAUUGUCAUUAAUCUGAGCAAUCCAAAGAUUUACAUUUUGUCUUUCACUUUAUUUUUAUGAUUAAAUUUCAAGGUAAAUACUGUUAAAUUGUUUAUAAGAGGCUGGCGUAAAGGACCUAUCAACACAGCUGCUGAAUCUGCUAUUUGCAAAGUAAAAGCCUGGAGUUUGGACAAAAUAUUUUCUUCCACCAUUAUAAAAACAGAGUAAUUUUUGCUUUUGUCAUUGUACACAAUUUAGUGCGUCAUGGUUUUAAAAAUAUCCUGAGUUGCUGUGGGUUUAAAUACUUAUAGAUUAUCAUUAUCAUUGAGUCAAAGGCAGAGCACAGGGCCAGCAUCUGUUAGUUCAGUGCCUUCUAAGUUGUGGUGCCCUUGUGCUGUGGUGCACGAUUAUGAAAUUUACUGAUGCCUUAAUUGGCUGCUGAGAAGAAGCACGUAAGAUGUAAGCAUGUAGACAUAUGCAGUGCUCUGGGUCUCCACUGAGACGAGUGAAGCAAUGACUUGUAGUAUUGCUGGCUACAACGUAUCACCUGUCUUUUAAUUAUUGUUAGUUUAACAGACCUUUUUUGUGGAUACUUCAAUUCAAAGCUUCCAAUGGUGCCCUCCUCACCAUCUUUCAUCAUAUAAAACUUCAUGCUGGUGGUGGUCAGUUUGUUUCUGUAAAGUUCUGGAAUCACUAGGUCUGCCCACAGUAGAGCUAACUAGCAGUGACACUCCAACAAGUUGCUCAUAUUUAAAAAGAAAAAAUCUUGUCAAUCUACAGGGUUUCUUUUUUUUAACCAAACAAAAUCAAAGGAAGAGCUGUCAUGAUUACAAGAUGUAAAUUACUGUUGGAUUUUCUUACAGUUUGUUGAUGUUAAUAUAAAUGUAAAUACAAAUUUUUAUUUAAAUA
Messenger RNA from Polypterus senegalus (gray bichir), 7647 nucleotides. It is a transcript of the gene ncoa3, whose product is annotated as nuclear receptor coactivator 3. Gene Ontology annotation, cellular component: nucleus. Lineage: Eukaryota; Metazoa; Chordata; Cladistia; Polypteriformes; Polypteridae. The transcript has 25 exons. Bases 317 to 4657 code for a protein of 1446 amino acids. Gene Ontology annotation, biological process: positive regulation of transcription by RNA polymerase II; cellular response to hormone stimulus. The record is from RefSeq and is a predicted model, not a curated record. Gene Ontology annotation, molecular function: nuclear receptor binding; protein dimerization activity.